AUGGUAGAGAUAUCACGGGACUCCCAGUCUGACCACCAGCAAGAACAACCCUUUAAACACACCUCAUCCCCCUCACCUCCAUUUCACCUCCCCCUCAGCAUUCCUUGUGACGUGGGCAUUUUAUCUCUGUCCUUCAUCUAUAAUUGCCGCGGUGGCCAGCUGUUUGUGACAGGGGCGGCAUGUCAUCUCUCCACCGCAUGGACUCGGACCCAAACUCCUCCAGGAUUACUACUAAUCAUGGCCUCCACCAACACUGAGGCUUCCCCGACUCCGCCGGCAACUGCUCUCUUUCCAUUUUUCCGCACUCUUCCUCCCUUACCCCCCAUUCACUCUUGGUUUUCUAGAUCGUCUACUAUGAACAACGACUCAGGCGUUCAGUUUGUGGCCGCCCGGCCCCGGAAGCGGAAUCAUCGAGAGAUGUCUGAAUCGAAUGGUCGUCAGCGACAAAAUGCCGAAGCGUCGUCCUCAAGAUCCCAUCCGCGGCGACCGUCGCCGCCACCAACACCACCGUUACGAUAUCCCGGCGACGGCCUCGACUUUCGGAGACCUGCGCAGAGCAGCACCCAGGAUGCCGUCAUAGACCUCACGAAUGAGCCCGACUCACCUCCGCAGACAUUUCAGCCGCAGGGUACGGGCACGGGGGCUCGUCCGAACACACGACAACCACGACCCCCUCGUUUCGGCAGACCGAUCAUGACCGAGGUAGUAGACCUGGAAGAAGAGGAGCCGGAACCCAGUGGACAGACACCCAGCUCGCCUGAGGUCCAAUUUAUAGGAUCGUCUGUCCGUCCGCCGCUCGCACGCCCGCGCGAACAUAAUUUUGGAGCCGACCUCCUACAAAUGCUCCAUCUUCACGACCCCCGGAUCCAUGGGGUCCCGCGCCGAGAUGUCUUCAGGGAAGAGGUUGCCAGACGAGCACGGCAAAUUGCUCGACACCCUCCAUUUGACGUGGAUGCAUUUUGGGUGGGAGGGUCCAGCAGUGCGAUCGAUCUGACCAAUCUCAAUCUGGAUAUGGACUUUAUGUUACGAAACCUUACAACGCCGGACAGGGGACCGCCUCCGAAUACCUACAAACCACCCAGUCCGGCACCGGAAGGGUUCACAAGAACAGCGGGAGAAGAUGAGGUUGUGUGUUGUCCGAACUGCGAUGCGGAGCUAGGCGUCGGCGACGAAACAAAACAACAAAUCUGGGUGGCAAAGCAAUGCGGCCAUGUAUACUGUGGCGAAUGCGCAACCCAUCGAUCGAAAUCGAGCGCCAAGAAGGCCGCCAGCCAACGAGUCAAGCCCUUCUCCAAAUGUCAAGUCUUCGACUGCGGCAAGUCAGUCAGUGCGCCGAAGGCGAUGUUCCAAGUCUAUCUUUAG
This is a messenger RNA of Aspergillus melleus, 1362 nucleotides long. RefSeq names its product putative RING finger domain protein. The transcript has 3 exons. The record is from RefSeq and is a predicted model, not a curated record. The coding region runs from base 1 to 1362 and encodes 453 amino acids. Lineage: Eukaryota; Fungi; Ascomycota; Eurotiomycetes; Eurotiales; Aspergillaceae. Gene Ontology annotation, cellular component: SUMO-targeted ubiquitin ligase complex. Gene Ontology annotation, molecular function: ubiquitin-protein transferase activity.